This is a messenger RNA of Eucalyptus grandis, 1287 nucleotides long. RefSeq lists its product as uncharacterized. The record is from RefSeq and is a predicted model, not a curated record. Lineage: Eukaryota; Viridiplantae; Streptophyta; Magnoliopsida; Myrtales; Myrtaceae. The transcript has 2 exons. Bases 1 to 1287 code for a protein of 428 amino acids.
AUGCUCGGUUGCGUCAAUGGAAGCCUCAACCAGGCCGAGUUCGGCAAGCCCAUGCCCUGGAUCGGCGUCUACAUAACGGCGGCUUCCCUGGCCUGUGCGAUCGCGAUGGCCGCGGACGCCGCCGCGGGCUUCCGCUACCGGCAGCUCUGGUUCCCGAGCCGCUACAUCGCCCUCAACGCCAUGUCCCUGAGCGUCAUUGCCGUCGCGGUCAAGCUCUGCGUUGAUCUCAACACGCCGAUGGCGCGCCGGGAGGAGCAGCUCGCCAAGCUUAGCAGCUCGGUCCUGAUCUGCACCGUGAUGGGCAACGCGAUGCCUUCUCUCGGGUCAAUGGAGAACAAGGAGCUCCGGUCCAACGUGAUCGCUCUGUUGGGCACUGGAGUGAUCUUCGUCUGCAGGUGGGAACAUGCCUUCGUGAUGUCCAUGAUGCUGCUGUUGCUGGUGACCCUGAGCUUCUCGGCCGCGAUGGUCCCAACGAGCAAGUGCUACUUGGAGAUGAAGUAUUGCAAGAUGCACGAGCUGACUAUGAAGGAGAGCUUGAGCCGGAGCUGCGACGUCGUCUUCGACAAGCUCAAGGAGCACCUGUUGAAGUAUGGGAUGAUGGCCCAUUCCUGCAACCCGCAAUUCGUUGUGGCGCGGUCCGUGACGUGCACUGCUUCCGGGGCGCUCUGCCUCCUGAGCGCAAUGACCCUGGCGCAGGCAAUUGUCCGGGCUUACCUGCAGCCCUGGAUGUUUGAGUUCGUAUCCUGCUAUGGCCGAUCGGAGUCAGAGUCGGACUAUAAGUGGUCGAGCACGGCGAUUCUCAUCAUGCAGACUAUUGCAGUCGGGGUCGGCACAAUCGCGCCCGCAUUCCGAUGGUUCCUCACGAUCAGAUUGAAAUGGCAGAGGCGGGGGAACAAGAGCUACAAGGAUGAAUUCAAGUCCGAAAAGUAUUGGAUACAGCAAUUCAUAGAGAUUAAGGAGCGUCCGUUCAAUUUACAGGUCCGGAGCUGGCGAUGUCGUAAACUCAUCCACGACUCGAAGAACGUGGUUUUGGAUAUGCUCAUCGGAAUACAAGUCGGGAUCGUGUUGGGAAGCAAGGCCGUGAGGCUGAUCUCCAUUCUGUUCAUGACCCCGAUCUUGUUGUUCUGUGAUUUGUGCUCCGAUCUGAGGAAGAAGUUCAGACUGAACAUCAGCGAUUCAGAGAAGGACUUGCACUCGAGUUCGCCCCUAGAGGCUCGGCCUCAAAGCCGGACUUCAGCCAAUAUAUUUUGCAUCUCGAGGGCGAGGAAGAAUUGGUGCACGUCAUGA